GCCGCCCGCCACAGCCUGCGGGAGGCGCGCACCGGGGCGGCGGGGGGCGGCGGGCCGAGGCGCCCCGGCGGCGGCCGGCACCGGGACCGACACCGGCGGCGGGCGGGGCCCGGGGGUCGGGGCAGCGCCGGGCGGCGGCGGGGCUGAGCCUGCAGCCCGCGCCCGGCCCCUGCGGCCGGGCCCCGCGGGCACCCCGGCGGCCCGCUCCCCGUGCACGCCUGCGGAGCUGCUGCCCCUGCUAUGAUGCCCGGGCAGAUCCCCGACCCGUCCCUGACGGCCGGUGCACUGCCAGGGCUCGGCCCCUUGACAGGACUGCCUGGCACCGCCCUGACAGCCGAGGAGCUGAAAUACGCCGACAUCCGCAACAUUGGGGCCAUGAUCUCACCGCUCCACUUCCUGGAGGUGAAGCUCGGGAAGAGACCCCAGCCUGUGAAAAGUGAGCUUGAUGAGGAAGAGGAGAGGAGGAAAAGGCGCCGGGAGAAAAACAAAGUAGCAGCAGCGCGAUGUCGUAACAAGAAGAAGGAGAGGACGGAGUUCCUGCAGCGGGAGUCCGAGCGCCUGGAGCUCAUGAACGCUGAACUGAAGGCCCAGAUAGAAGAGCUGAAACAAGAGAGGCAGCAGCUGAUCCUGAUGCUGAACCGGCACCGUCCCACCUGCAUCGUACGGACAGACAGCAUCAAGACGCCCGAGAGCGAAGCCAACCCGCUGCUGGAGCAGCUGGAGAAGAAGUGAAGGUGGCACUGGAGGAGGAGACCGGCACAGGGUCUUCCAGGGUCUCUAAUGUAUGUACCGUAUGAAGAACUGUGCACCGAGGCCUGGUGCGUCCAGGACUCAGUGGGCUUCCUUGGGAACUAUGGACCAAAAAAAAUUUGGGGACAGAGAAGAUUGGGAAUCCGUCAACCGUCUACUCCGUGGCUGAACCCGGGAGCGGGGCUGGUGGCGCGGGUGAGGGCAACCUCCGUGUGAUACCUCAUCACGGCCCUGCGGCCUGUCGGUGGCCCCGGGGACCCGCGGCGCACAGAGAACGCGAAGGCGGGAGAAGACCUCCCGCUCAGCCCUCCUCCCCACAGCCCUCGGCGUGCCCGUGGGGCGCAGGGACCGUGGCCCGCCGGAGCCGUCCCCGGAGGCUGCCGCCGCUCCCGGCGCACACUCGGCACGGAAGGCAGCCGCAGAACCGCAGACACUUGACGCGCCCCGUCCGGUGGCAGGCCCGUCGGGGCCCGGUGGCGCAGGCGCCCCCCCACAAGCACACUCUCAGUAUAAUGUUUACAGCCCAGCUGUCCGUGUCGGCCGUGCUUUUGAAUGCACAUUUUUACACUUUUUUUAAAGAUAUUUUUUACAAAGUUUUUAUACAGCGAUCUCUAUAUGGAUUUAUAUAAUCACUAGAUGUGAUCCCAUAGAAACGUAUGUUACGAUGGUCUGUUUGUUACAAACGCAUAUGCCGCAGUUAUCUCCGUUGUGUUACCCGUCCGGCAGCGGGCUCCUUCCCCCAGCGCUCUGGGACGGGGGCCCAGCAGCCCUCCGCAGUGCUGCCGCUGCCGCCUCCAUCCAUGUAUGUCCUUCAUAAUACUCAGUUCUGUAUCUCCCAGUAAAUGUUACCUUUAUGUAACUUCGCCCUCCUGUGCUCUGUCCGGGUCGGGCCGUGGUGGGCUCUGGAUGGAGCUCGGCCCCAUGACGGCAGCCGUGGGGUUUCUGACUGUGCCUCGGCCAUGUGGGAGGCUGAUCCCAGAGCUGUUUUUGCAUUAGUUGUAUUGAGGGCAUUUAUCUGGGGAAGCUGGGAACGUCAGAGGUGGCUCUGACGGCUGUUAGUCAAGCAGUAGCACAGUGCUGUACCUUAACGGGCAGGCAGGGCGUGAUUUGCAGGCAGGAGACGCAAAGGUGGGAGAUGUGGGAGAUGAUCUCAUCCCUGCCUCUUCCUGGGUUCAGCGCGAGUGCCACAGCUUGAGCCCCUGUAGGGAAGACAAAGAGGAAGGGGAGCUGUCGCAGUGUCAGAGCGGUGGUGAUCCCUUCACGGAAGGAGGCAGAAUACGGGUCCUGUGGGCCUCUGCGGGGUCCCAGCUUUCUGAGAAGGCUGAGCCCUGCCAGCGCCGAGCACGGGGAUGUGCAGGAUAGAAGGUAAUAAGCCAGGUGGCACUCAGGUGCUAGGACAAAAGGGCUCACUGGAACUGAACGGGUUGGUAUCCUCAGGUGUAUAUCCAAUGCCUGUCACUAUAUAGGUGCCUUUCUGAGUCUUACAUAGAAAGGCAGCGGGAAGGCACCUUGCUGUGGGCAGCGUGGGCUUCAUCUCAUGCGUGGAACACCACCGAGUGGUGGUGUCCCGCAUGCUGUCUCAGAGGAGCCGUGGUGAACCCUAUCUUCUCCCAGUUCCUUUACCAGCGUGGAUGAGGAGUCUUUGAUGCAAACUGUGAGCUCUGGUACAGAUGCACGUUCCAGCCAGUAAUGCUGAAGUACUGCUGGGGAGAGGAUGAGUUCACCCUAUAUGUGGUAAGAGCAUAGGAGGUAGCCUUUUCUGAGCAUAAAUUGUUCUCUGUUGCACAUUUAUUUCUCUGCAGUCUCCGUUUCCACCUCCAGCCGUGUCUUAUAUUAGUCCCUUCCCUGUUUCUUCCUGGAUUUCCCCUCCCUUUCUAUAACUUCUGGGACCUCCCAGAAUGCUGUCAGCUGCCUUAUUUAGCGUAAGGUAUUUUGGAUCUGAUACAGGCAGUUUUUGCCACAGGAGGAUUUGCUGGCUGAGGUGUGCUAGAGGGACGUGCAAGGAAGGGAUCUGGAACAAAGCUGGUGAAGAAAGGCAGUGUGUGGCCUGGCUCCCACCACAGCUGGACGGCUCAGCUCUGCGCUUCGCUCUGCCCUGCAGCAGUGGCUGAGGCCUGACCCUAUUCUCACAAUGAGCCAAUGUUGGCACUUCUGAGGAAUGCAAUAGCUCUCAUCGAGCUGUGCUGAAAGAGGCUGCAGAGCGUUUUCUAGGCCUGCUUCUCUCUUCAGGACUUUAUUUUACCCUGCAGAAUAUUAAAGGUAAUGAAUUUCCAGGC
This is a messenger RNA of Gallus gallus (chicken), 3026 nucleotides long. It is a transcript of the gene JDP2, whose product is annotated as Jun dimerization protein 2. The transcript is spliced from 4 exons. Gene Ontology annotation, biological process: regulation of transcription by RNA polymerase II. Gene Ontology annotation, molecular function: DNA-binding transcription factor activity, RNA polymerase II-specific; RNA polymerase II cis-regulatory region sequence-specific DNA binding. The record is from RefSeq and is marked validated. Gene Ontology annotation, cellular component: nucleus. Bases 241 to 732 code for a protein of 163 amino acids. NCBI's taxonomy places the organism in Eukaryota, Metazoa, Chordata, Aves, Galliformes, Phasianidae.